Messenger RNA from Lactuca saligna, 1159 nucleotides. NCBI's taxonomy places the organism in Eukaryota, Viridiplantae, Streptophyta, Magnoliopsida, Asterales, Asteraceae. The record is from the annotation of a GenBank genome assembly.
AUGAACCUCCCGUCAAGUCUCAACAGAUUAGUUAAAUCACAAGUAAAAAUGAGUGGCUUCAAGCUCUGGUGGAUUGAAGGAGCAUUCGCUAUUUUACUGCUAUUAGUUCCUGGAAAUUUAGGAUGGGGUAAAGAAGGACACUAUGCGACUUGUAAAAUUGCCGAGUCAUUCCUUUCUGAAGAAGCUUUAAAGGCAGUGAAAGAAUUGCUUCCAGAAACUGCUGAAGGUGAUCUGGCUUCUGUUUGUUCUUGGCCUGAUGAAAUCAAACACCGUUAUAACUGGAGGUGGACUAGUGAAUUGCAUUAUGUUGACACCCCUGAUUUUAGAUGUAACUAUGAUUACUGCAGGGAUUGCCAUGAUUCAUCUGGAGUGAAAGAUAAUUGUGUUACUGGAGCAAUUUAUAAUUACACUGAGCAACUUGUUACAGGCUAUAAUGCUUCAAACUCAGUAGUCAACUAUAAUUUGACUGAAGCACUUAUGUUCCUUUCUCAUUAUAUUGGGGACGUGCAUCAGCCGCUACAUGUUAGUUUUACUAGUGAUGAAGGUGGAAACACAAUAACAGUCCGAUGGUAUAAAAGGAAGACCAAUUUGCACCAUGUUUGGGAUAGUGAUAUAAUAGAAUCUGCAAUGAAAACAUUUUACGACAAGGAUCUCGAUGUCAUGAUAUCAGCAAUUGAGAAAAAUAUUUCGGACACGUGGAGUAAUGACAUCUCAUCUUGGGGAAAUUGUACAUCUGGCGAAGAAGUUUGUCCGGAUCCGUGGGCUUCCGAAAGCAUUAAAUUUGCAUGCAAUUAUGCCUAUAGAAAUGCUACGCCAGGAACCACUUUAGGAGAUGAUUACUUCCUCUCGCGUUUACCGGUUGUGGAGAUGAGGCUGGCGCAAGGCGGGGUCCGUUUGGCGGCAACACUUAACCGAAUCUUUGAUUCACGGCCUUCAAUCGCACACAAAUUGGCAUCUUUUGGGAAUAUCCAACCCACGUGUCAAAUUGCUUCAAGCUGAAAAGUGAAAACCCCCCCCCAAAUAUUUACAAUGUGUAGACUUUUGAUGGAAUUUAAAGAAGCAUCGUUUUGUUUAUGAAUCUGUUUCUAAUUUAAUGUAUUAUGUAUAAUGUAUUAUGAUAUGUGUGUCUUCUUUAAAAUAUUUAAAAAGUUACAUUGAC